ACAUCCUGUACACUCAAACAUUACGAAAACUUAUUUGGGUGUACACUUGGUAUUCAUAAAACCAGAAAAAUGGCCGGUAAUUUUGUGGAAGUGUAUGUCAAACUCCCCACGGGGAGAACCACGACCCUGAACCUCCUCCCCGGCAGCAGGAUCAGCGAGAUCAACCAACACGUGGGACGGGAGGAGGGCGUCCCUGACGACAGGGUCCUGCUGAAGUAUCAGGGGAAAAUCCUGGAUAGAAAGAAGACGGUGGGGCAGUACGGAGUCCGAGCGGAGACCAUACUCAAGGCGGAGGUUGUUAUCCCACGGACAAUCAACGUGUACGUCAAACUUCCGGAUGGACGUUCAGUUCCGGUGACGGUGCAGACGACAGAUUUGGUAGCCUCGAUAUCGUCUGCUCUGUCGGAGAGUGAAGAUGUAGACGUGUCGUCAUUUAAAUAUCAGUUGAGUGGGGGCAGGGUGUUGACAGAGGAUCAGCCAUUGUUUUCUCAGGGAGUGGGAGAGGAGAGCACGAUAGAGACCAAGGAGAAACCAAAAGCCACAAAUAAAAACCCAUCCUCGGAAAAAACCGAAGAACCAUCAGAAGAAAUAAAGGAUGCAGUUUUAUCAAGUUUUGCCGCUGGAGGGAAAAAUGUGGAGGUGGUAUUUUCAUUCGAUACCACAGGAAGUAUGGCAAGCUAUCUGAAUAAGGUUCGGGAAAACCUACAAGAGACCUGUCGAAGACUGCUGCAAGAUAUUCCGAACAUCCGGGUCGGAUUAAUUGCCCAUGGCGACUACUGUGACCAGAACACGUACGUCAUCAGGCAGCUAGAUCUUACGUCAAAUGUCCAGGAAUUGGUCGACUUCGCUAAUAACACACCAAGCACAGGGGGAGGUGACACCCCAGAGUGCUAUGAGUGGAUGCUACACAAAGCUAAGUUCUUGGAUUGGUCUGAGGAUUCUGCUAAAGCUUUGGUAGUCAUUGGAGAUGCCCCUCCCCAUCCCCCCUCAUACACUGACCAAAACAUAAACUGGUGGAACGAGGUAGAACUGCUGAAAGGAAUGGGUGUUAAGAUAUACGGAGUCUUGUGUAAUAGAUCGGAGGGAGACGAGAAACAUUUUUAUGAAGAGAUUGCAGAGCAAACAGGGGGCUGCUUCCUUCACCUAAAUCACUUCAAUCUCAUCACUCAAAUGUUUUUAGCUGUGUGCUACAGUGAGUCCAGUGAGGAUCAGCUGGAAGCGUUUACUGAUGAACUGGAAAAGGAGGGAAAACUCACGGAGGAUACAAAAGUCCUGAUGAAAGAAAUCGGAGAGAAAAAACCUAAAGAGGACAGUGCCAAACCCAGCAAAAAGAAGAAAACAUACAGUUACGACUGGUGGGACGUGCAGAUUAAUGCAGACACAAGACCACAAUACAAAUACGACGCACAGAAUGACCGCUGGUCCUCAAAUUCAGAAGCCGUAAGUUCAGACACAUUUAGCAGUUUUACACAUAGUUAUACACCUCUCUCUGUCACAGUGAAAGCAAAGAGUAAGAAGAAAGGCUGUGAAAUCAUGUGAUUGUAUAAUAUCCUGUCAGAUCUAGGCUUCCUCAUAUCACGGAGCUACAUCUUUUCCCAGAAUUAUUUGAGUUGAAUCCCAGGACAAAGAAAACAAUGGCAAAAACCUAUAUUGCUUUUCCUGUGUUGUAGACAUCUUUAAGAUGAUCUACUGGGAUGUACAUCUACGUAAUACUAUGUGUCAGUCAUUUGAAGCAUAUAGUCUUCUCUGGAAUAGGAUUUGUAUCACCUGAUCAUUAUACCAUGUCCAGUCCUCAUUAGUGUGUAUGUGUUAAACAUCAGUGAUGGAUGAUUGCAAAUAACCAUUUAUGACAUACCUGGAUGUGACUUGGGUAGUGUUCUGAAGAAAAGGUGGAACUUUCAUGUUGUAUCCGCGAAUCUAGCAAAACAGUGAAGCCUUGUAAAGGCUACAAGUGCAAUACAACCUCAAGACUUGUAAUUAGAAUGCAGUUCCUUCAUUUUGUUCCGUUUCACUUUAUUUUAAUAUUUAAGUAAAAAAUAACACUUCCAAUUUAAAAGCUUAGAGAUCAUUUAAAAUAAUUUCUUUGUUUGUACAUUAUUGCAUAGUCACCA
Molecule: messenger RNA, 2111 nt
Organism: Saccostrea cuccullata (small rock oyster)
Lineage: Eukaryota; Metazoa; Mollusca; Bivalvia; Ostreida; Ostreidae
Exons: 11
Coding region: 70-1539 (489 amino acids)
Molecular function (GO): protein binding
Source: RefSeq, a predicted model, not a curated record